Messenger RNA from Rhagoletis zephyria (snowberry fruit fly), 978 nucleotides. Its product is annotated as mucin-2-like. The record is from RefSeq and is a predicted model, not a curated record. NCBI's taxonomy places the organism in Eukaryota, Metazoa, Arthropoda, Insecta, Diptera, Tephritidae.
AUGGAUCAAUUUGAUGUGCAACAAUUGUUCUUGGCAGCCAUUCAGCAAUGUUCUCUGCAUAUUCAAAUCAAUGCUAAACUGCAAUGUUAUUCCAGUGUGAUAACCCUAAUCGUUAAUGAGACGAGCACUUUUGCAAAUCGUUCCCAAAACGAAGUUGAGCACUGCGUGAGAUACCAAAUAGAUCGCUUAGUUCAAAGUUUGGGAAAAGCUACGGAAAAUUACGAAAAAUGUAUCCGUGAAAGUUCUCCGCCACACUGGACACCACCGCAGUGGAAUACAACUGUAGCGCCUCCAAAUGCAACAUGGAUUCCACCAAAUACAACAUGGGUACCACCAAAAUGGAAUACAACUCAGGCCCCAGCAAGCACAACAUCGAUCCCACCAAACACAACAUGGGUUCCACCACACUGGAAUACAACUCAGUCGUCUCCGAAUUCAACGUGGAUUCCACCAAAUUCAACAUGGGUUCCACCACAAUGGAACACAACUCAGGCAUCAUCAAGCACAGCAUCGAGUCCACCAAACACAACAUGGGUUCCACCACAAUGGAAUACAACUCAGUCGACUCCAAAUUCAACAUGGGUUCAACCACAAUGGAAUACAACUCAGUCGACUCCAAAUUCAACAUGGUUUCCACCACAAUGGAAUACAACUCAGGCAUCAUCAAGCACAGCAUCGAGUCCAACAAACACAACAUGGGUUCCACCACAAUGGAAUACAACUCAGUCGUUUCCAAAUUCAACAUGGAUUACGCCACACUGGAAUACAACUCAGGCACCAUCAAGCACCACAUCAAUUCCACCAAACACAACAUGGGUUCCACCACAAUGGCAUACAUCUCAAUCGUCUCCUAGUUCAACAUGGCAAACAACUGUUAACGUAACAGGAGCUGCAGAAAUUCCAGGAACUACAGAAAGCAAUUCAGAAGGCGAAAAUAUUUGGAAAAAGAUUUGGCAGAGCAUUAAAAAUAUAUUUUAA